UUCCAACGUCAGACUUGCCCUUUCACUGUGCCACACUGGCAAUUUAUCAGCCCAUGAUCGCCUCAUAACAAUCCCCCUGGACGACAGAGCGAGUGUUAGUUGAACGCCUUCGACUCCUGCGCUGCGAGUCACCAACGACUUGCGGCGUCCCGAACCAACCGUCAUGUCGACCACUACGGGAUCUUUCAUUGCGGGAGGCAUUGCGGCGUGCGGUGCUGUCACGGUUACCCACGGGUUCGAGACUGUCAAGAUCCGAUUACAACUUCAGGGGGAGCUGCAAUCGAAGAAAGAUGCACCGCGCCUCUACCGCGGAGUCUUCCAUGGCGUCGGGGUGAUUUUGAAGAAUGAGGGACCGCGAGGUCUGCUGCGGGGCCUAGGAUGCGCAUAUGUAUACCAAAUGACGCUCAACGGCUGUCGAUUGGGUUUCUAUGAGCCUGUGCGGAAGUCCGUCACGAAUGCCGUCUACAAAGACCCCACGGUCCAGUCCUUCGGCAUCAAUCUCUUCGCAGGCGCAACAUCCGGAAUCCUCGGGGCGGCGGCAGGUUCGCCGUUCUUCCUAGUGAAAACACGAUUGCAAUCCUUCUCUCCCUUUCUCCCAGUUGGCACACAGCAUCACUACAAAGGCGCAGUUGACGGUCUGCGCACAAUUUACCAGCGAGAGGGCGUCCGCGGUCUGUACCGCGGCGUCGGACCAGCAAUGAUUCGGACCGGAUUCGGCAGCUCGGUGCAGCUGCCAACCUAUUUCUUUGCAAAGCGUCGCUUGAUCAAGCACUUUGGAAUGGAGGAAGGCAUGCCAUUGCACAUUGCCAGCAGCACCGCUAGUGGCUUCGUCGUCUGCUGCGUCAUGCAUCCUCCUGACACCGUCAUGUCGCGCAUGUACAACCAGACGGGUAAUCUGUAUAGCUCGGCUUUUGACUGCUUGUACCGGACGGUGAAGACUGAGGGGUUGCUUGCGGUGUAUAAGGGUUAUUUUGCCCAUCUGGCUAGGAUCUUGCCACACACGAUCCUGACCCUCACCCUCGCGGAGCAGACGAACAAAAUCAUGAGAAGAGUCGAGGACCGAAUACUCCCGCCCGGAAUUAAGGCCAAAAUAUAACGCGUAGCCCUACUCACAGCCAAAUGGCCCGAUGAUUGAAUAUGGGUCGCGUCACUUAGACUUGUAUAUAUACCACACUUUUUUUUUUCUCGUUGUCUUCUGCUGCACUCCAUAGCGGGCCAAAAUUAGAUUUGAUGGGUGGGGUUUAGCGGGCUAGGGUUUAGAGGGUUGGUUUAUGGAUUGGACGGAGUAGGCCUGGAAAUGAUGGAUGCGUGUUACCGGUAACGGCUAGGUAGAUGUCGAUUUGCGGUGCGAAUGAGAAACAUACUCAUAAUAUCAGUAUUCUAUUUUCAGAACAGAAGGAACUACGG
This is a messenger RNA of Lindgomyces ingoldianus, 1407 nucleotides long. RefSeq names its product mitochondrial carrier. NCBI's taxonomy places the organism in Eukaryota, Fungi, Ascomycota, Dothideomycetes, Pleosporales, Lindgomycetaceae. Bases 164 to 1096 code for a protein of 310 amino acids. The record is from RefSeq and is a predicted model, not a curated record. The transcript is spliced from 5 exons.